Molecule: messenger RNA, 4617 nt
Organism: Talaromyces stipitatus ATCC 10500
Lineage: Eukaryota; Fungi; Ascomycota; Eurotiomycetes; Eurotiales; Trichocomaceae
Product: kinesin, putative
Exons: 3
Coding region: 1-4176 (1391 amino acids)
Cellular component (GO): kinesin complex
Molecular function (GO): protein binding
Source: RefSeq, a predicted model, not a curated record
AUGCCUCGUGCUGAGUACCACGCCACCUUUUCGGGUCCGCACAAUAACGGACUACAAGCUGGCUAUAUCGCGGGAAAUGUUGAGACCCACCACCACUACGCCUUUGCCCCAUUGCGUAGAACGUCCCGAGACUCCUCCCAGUCCGUCCUUUCGAUCCCGUUCCUCCGCGAUCAGGAUUUCAUCGACCGUGCGACGAUCCUGAAUCAGCUCCAUGACCGAUGUGCUGCACCAGGAUCCAGGACGGCGCUGGUAGGUUUGGGUGGUGUUGGCAAGUCACAGCUCGCGAUUGAACAUGCAUACCGAAUUCACGAGCGAGAACCGGAAACGUGGAUUUUUUGGGUCCAUGCUAGUAAUGCCGCUCGGUUUGAGCAGAGCUACCGGGAGAUUGCCGAUACUGUCAAGCUCUUUGGGCGGCGGGAUCCGAAGGCCAACAUCUUCAAGCUUGUGUACAACUGGCUGCGAGAAUGCAAGAACGGAAAAUGGAUUCUGAUACUGGACAAUAUUGAUGAUGGUCAUUUUUUCGUCAACCGCUCUGAUAAUAUGCAGGGUCAGACUAGUCAUGAAACUAGCAGAGUGGAUCGGUCGCUGCGAGAUUAUCUUCCUCAAAGCCCAAAUGGAUCUAUUUUGAUAACAUCACGAAGCAGGGAGGCCGCAUUGAAGCUAGUGAACCAGCGCGACAUUAUUCCAGUAGAGCCGAUGGAUGGUACACACGCACAAGCACUGUUCGAGACGAAGCUGGGAAAGGGGGAUGAGCAAUAUCACAACAGCCAGGAUGUUGCCGAACUGGCAGCAGCAUUGGACUUCAUCCCGCUGGCGAUUGUCCAAGCGGCGGCAUAUAUUUCUGACCCGGAUCGGGGCUGUUCGGUGCGACAAUAUCUUAACGAGUUUCAGAAGAAUGAUUGCAAGAAGAUCCAUCUGCUAGAUCAUGAGGAGGGCCAGUUUCGUCGAGAUUGGGAGGCCAAGAACUCGAUCCUGAUCACAUGGCAGAUCUCAUUUGAGAGCAUUCGCGAAAAUCGACGAUCAGCGAGUGAUCUACUGUCGUUGAUGAGUUUCUUUGACCGCCAAGGGAUUCCUAAGGCUCUCCUCUACAACCGUAGCGGCGGAGACGCCGAGGAAUCUCGUAGUGAAGACGAUAACGACAGUGAAGCACAGUCUAGCAUGACGGAUGAGUUUAACAAUGAUAUCCUCAUAUUGCGAAGGUACUCCUUGAUCUCGAUCAAUAUAGACCGAACGACCUUCAGUAUGCACAACCUAGUGCAGCUUGCAACACGACGAUGGCUGGAGGUGAAUGGCGAGCUGGAGAAGUGGAAGUGGCAAUAUAUCCGGAAUCUAAAUGCGGAGUUUCCUAGUGGAGAGUAUGAGAAUUGGGAACAAUGCCAGAUACUGUUCCCGCAUGCGAAGGCCGCCGCAAGGCAACAGCCAGAAAGCCGGGACGCUUUGAUUGAAUGGGCUUCCGUGCUGUAUAAGUCUGCAUGGUAUGACUGGAGAAAAGGUAAUGGUGGUGAGGGAGCAGAGCUGUCAGUCAGAGCGAUGAAGACUUGGAAACAAUAUCUGGGUCUAGAACAUGAAAAGACGUUAAGCAGUAUAGAUAUUAUAGGAUUGAUCGACUUGCUUCAGGGUCGAUGGAAAGAGGCGGAAGAGCUGUUUGUGCAGGUGAUGGAGAUAAGAAAGAGGGUGCUGGGCGCGGAGCAUCCUCACACGCUGGCAAGCAUGGCCAAUCUGGCGUCGGCGUACAUGAAUCGAGGACGAUGGAAAGAGGCGGAAGAGCUGGAGAUGCAGGUGGUGGAGACAACAAAGAGGGUACUGGGUGCGGAACAUCUUUCCACACUAACUAGCAUGGCCAAUCUGGCAUCCACGUACAUGAAUCAAGGACGAUGGAAUGAAGCGGAAGAGCUGGAAGUGCAGGUGAUGGAGACGAGGAAGAGGGUGCUGGGUACGAAGCAUCCUGAUACGCUGACCAUUAUGGCCAACCUGGCAUCGACGUACAGGAAUCAAGGACGAUGGAAUGAAGCGGAAGAGCUGGUUGUGCAGGUGAUGGAGAUAAGAAAGAGGGUGCUGGGUGCGGAGCAUCGUUCCACACUAACCAGCAUGGCCAAUCUGGCGUCGACGUACAGGAAUCAAGGACGAUGGAAUGAAGCGGAAGAGCUGGAGAUGCAGGUGAUGGAGACAACAAAGAGGGUGCUGGGUGUAGAGCAUCCUUCCACACUAACUAGCAUGGCCAAUCUGGCAUCCACGUACAGGAAUCAAGGACGAUGGAAUGAAGCGGAAGAGCUCGAAGUGCAGGUGAUGGAGACGAGGAAGAGGGUGCUGGGUGCGAAGCAUCCUGACACGCUGACAAGCAUGGCCAAUCUGGCAGCGACAUACUGGAAUCAAGGACGAUGGAAAGAGGCAGAAGAGCUGUUUGUACUGGUGAUGGAGAUAACAAAGAAGGAGCUGGGUGCGAAGCAUCCUGACACGCUAACCAUUAUGGCCAACCUGGCAUCCACGUACAGGAAUCAAGGACGAUGGAAUGAAGCGGAAGAGCUGGAAGUGCAGGUGAUAGAGACGAGGAAGAGGGUGCUGGGUGCAAAGCAUCCUGACACGCUGACCAGCAUAGCUAAUCUGGCGUCGACGUACAGGAAUCAAGGACGAUGGAAUGAAGCGGAAGAGCUGGAAGUGCAGGUGGUGGAGAUGAGAAAGAGGGUGCUGGGUGCGGAGCAUCCUGACACGCUGACAAGCAUGGCCAAUCUGGCAUCCACGUACAGGAAUCAAGGACGAUGGAAUGAAGCGGAAGAGCUGAACGUGCAGGUGGUGGAGAUGAGGAAGAGGGUGCUGGGUGCGAAGCAUCCUGACACGCUGACCAGCAUGGCCAACCUGGCGUCAAUAUACUGGAAUCAAGGACGAUGGAAAGAAGCAGAAGAGCUGUUUGUACUGGUGAUGGAGAUAACAAAGAAGGUGCUGGGUGCGAAGCAUCCUGACACACUGACCAUUAUGGCUAACCUGGCGUCGACACACUGGAGUCAAGGACGAUGGAAUGAAGCGGAAGAGCUAGAAGUGCAGGUGAUGGAGAUAAGAAAGAGGGUGCUGGGUGCAAAGCAUCCUGACACACUAACCAGCAUAGCUAAUCUGGCGUCGACGUACAGGAAUCAAGGACGAUGGAAUGAAGCGGAAGAGCUGGAGAUGCAGGUGAUGGAGACAACAAAGAGCGUGCUGGGCGCGAAGCAUCCUUCCACACUAACCAGCAUGGCCAAUCUGGCGGCGACAUACAGGAAUCAAGGACGAUGGAAUGAAGCGGAAGAGCUGGAGAUGCAGGUGAUGGAGACAACAAAGAGCGUGCUGGGCGCGAAGCAUCCUUCCACACUAACCAGCAUGGCCAAUCUGGCGGCGACAUACAGGAAUCAAGGACGAUGGAAUGAAGCGGAAGAGCUGGAGAUGCAGGUUAUGGAUAUGAGGAAGAGGGUGCUGGGUGCGGAGCAUCCCGACACGCUGACAAGCAUGGCCAAUCUGGCGUCGACGUACAGGAAUCAAGGACGAUGGAAUAAAGCGGAAGAGCUGGACGUGCAGGUGAUGGAUAUGAGAAAGAGGGUGCUGGGUGCGGAGCAUCCUGACACGCUGACAAGCAUGGCCAAUCUGGCGUCGACGUACAGGAAUCAAGGACGAUGGAAUAAAGCGGAAGAGCUGGACGUGCAGGUGAUGGAUAUAAGAAAGAGGGCGCUGGGUGCGGAGCAUCCUGACACGCUGACAAGCAUGGCCAAUCUGGCGUCGACGUACAGGAAUCAAGGACGAUGGAAUGAAGCGGAAGAGCUGGACGUGCAGGUGAUGGAUAUGAGAAAGAGGGUGCUGGGUGCAGAGCAUCCUGACACGCUGACAAGCAUAGCUAAUCUGGCGUCGACGUACAGGAAUCAAGGACGAUGGAAUGAAGCGGAAGAGCUGGACGUGCAGGUGAUGGAGAUGAGGAAGAGGGUGCUGGGUGCGAAGCAUCCUGACACGCUGACCAGCAUGACUAACAUGGCCUUCACUUGGAAAGAGCAGGGCCGCGGCGUGGAAGCCCUUGACCUUUUGCAGGAAUGUGUACAACUACGGUCAAAGGUUCUAGGUGUUAAACAUAUUGAUACUGUGUCAUCCUCUGCAACAUUGAUUUGUUGGCAGGCUGAGAAAUUGGACAUCAAGGAGCCAGCAGCCAAUGGUGCCGUAUAAACCGAUGUAGUACCUAUGGACUGUGAACAGCUCAGGGCGGUUGAUGUCUGAAUGUACACUAAUCUGGAGCAAGUACCAGAUAUCAGGCUGGGCGAUGUCGUAGUUAGUCUCCACACCAAGUCUACGGAAGGGGUCGUGCAAUAUGAUUGUGGGAAGUCAUUGCAGGAAAAGCCGGAUUCGGUUAUAGUCACUUUCCAGUCAGCCUCAGUGAGAUAUUGAAACCAUUCUUCAGGGAUGACCUUGCCGAUGAAAAUCAGGAACGGAGGAAUCGCGCUUCCUUCAGCGUUUAUACCCUCAAUGGCAGUUACUAAUUCUCGUCCAGAAGAGCUUGGAACACUGCGUAUCGUUUCUUGAUACUUUGUCACAACUUUUUCGUCGCCUCCUUGUCCAAUUUGAAAUCCGGAUUCAUCAAAGUUCUAAUAGUUGCAUGGUAAAAUUUCG